Messenger RNA from Macrobrachium nipponense, 2122 nucleotides. RefSeq names its product LHFPL tetraspan subfamily member 3 protein-like (gene Tmhs). Bases 277 to 1140 code for a protein of 287 amino acids. The record is from RefSeq and is a predicted model, not a curated record. The transcript is spliced from 5 exons. NCBI's taxonomy places the organism in Eukaryota, Metazoa, Arthropoda, Malacostraca, Decapoda, Palaemonidae. Gene Ontology annotation, cellular component: plasma membrane. Gene Ontology annotation, biological process: sensory perception of sound.
AACUUUCUCAUGGAAAUGCCGCCUGAUUUAAUCCUUGGUUACUGCCUGAACGUGUAGACCUAUAUGAAGACGUGAAGUUUCUACGUGUAAUGGCGGAAGCAGAAGGAUGAAAAAUAGUGAACAUUAGUUAGUGUGAAUCCUAAAUUUUUUUCCCUAAUGAGGGAGUUUUAUGAAAGUCUAAGAAUCGGAGAUACAGUGAACAUUCAUUUAUAGAGCAGAAGACUGCUCGCCCAGUGAGCCUCAGGAUUUCUCUUUUAAAAGUGACAUCGGAACAAAAUGGAGAAGAACGUGGAAUACUCAGACCAGGUCCACGUCUACACGACGAACUAUAUCCGAAACUCAAAAGCCAUCGGGGUGCUUUGGGGGGUCUUUACGAUAUGCUUUGCUAUCAUCAGUAUCGUCGUCUUCGUACAACCCCAGUGGAUCGGAGGCACGCAGGACUCCAAGGGCAUUGGACACUUCGGUCUCUGGAAAUGGUGCACAGGAAGUGAUGAAAUGAGCAAUGAAUUGACAUGUUCAGGAUCCCUGGACGACUUCAGCACCAUAAUGAAUACAGCCUCCAGGGCUGCCACCAUCCUCGUGGGACUGUCCGUCGUGGUAACCCUGCUCUGCAUCUGCUGCAUGCUGCUCUUCUUCUUCUUCAGCUCUUCCGUUGUCUUCCACAUCACUGGCUGCAUGCAGCUUCUCGCAGCUUUGCUGCUCGUCGUUGGAGUGGUGGUCUUCCCGGCUGGGUGGUCUGCAGACAAAGUACGGGAGGUCUGUGGUCCAACCGCCCGGCAGUACAACGUGGGAGAAUGUGAAAUCCGCUGGGCCUAUAUCCUAGCCAUCAUCGGUGUUUUGGACGCUGCAGUGCUCUCUUCUCUGGCCUUCGUGCUGGCCACUAGGCACGUGAAAUUGCACCCGGAACCGGAGCCCAUAUACGGGGGAUCUGUUUACAAAGGUCAGAUGAACCCAGGCUUCGUGGGCGACGCAGCCAGCCUUGCCGGGUCUCGCAAGUCCCUGAAUCUCCAACCAGUGAUGCUGAUGCCCCACCCGGAUCACGACAGAUACUCGGAAUAUUCGCACCACACGGGACGCUCCAAGUCGUCUGCUGCCUACCGGGCUCAUUAUGCAUCUUCUGUCCAGAACUUCCAGCUGUAAUUUUUUUUUUUUUUUUUUUUUUUUUUUUCCGUGGGGGGGCAGAUAACCGACAUUCACACCAGUUCGGAAGGUUCAAAAUGUGAUUUAGGAAUAUCGUUUUUUUCUCCUUGCAGUUGAAAUACAAUUGGAGUUAAAACGAGAUAGAUAAAAAAAGAUACUCUAAGACGAUUGAUGACGCUGAUUGGCAUCUAUGAUGAGCUCUUGCCAACUGUUGGUCAGUUAAUUUGAGGGUGUGGUUAUAUUUUGUUGAUUUUGUAAAUAUCGAGAUUGCUUGUUUGAGGACUCUCAAAUUACACGCUGUAAUUUCUCAUUCUACGCGUUGUGUGAGGCCUUCACUCCAGCAAAUUCUCGAGAUGAUUAUUAUUCAGCGCCUUGGGGGAACAAUUGGAAGAGAAACGACGCCAUAACGUGACGCCCUCACUCCCAUAAGGCCAUUGUUGUUGUAGGGAUUCAACAUCCGACUGAUAAGUAUAAUAAUUGUCGAGUAAUGGAAGCAGUACUCAUCUUCAUUUGUAAUUCAGAAUGUUUUGUUUAUCAGUAGAUUGAUAAGGUCGUAGAACGUAUGAUCUUUUGAAUGAAUAUUAACAACCCUUUGACUCAGUAGGUAAGACGAUGGGUGUGAGAUCGUCGGACCCAAGCUGGUAAAAACCAUUAGGCCUAUACCUUUGUGCAGGUAACACUCAUUUCCUUUUACUCGUUGAGUUAAGAUGUCCGUGUUUGUGGGGGGUUUUUUAUGUUCAAGUUUUUUUUUCAAAUCUACCUGUUUAAUAUUAACUCAGUCACCCCACCCCCCUGUGGCUGGUUACUAACUACAUUUGGUCAUUACUGGCAAGUGUCUUGUUAAUCAUAUCGAAGUUCCUCCAGAUACAAAUUAUCACGAAUUAAUAUAUUUGAUCACUUGUAUUAUACUGCUGUAUACUCAAAACCUGUAGCUUGUAUAUUAUUUUAACUUGAUUAAACGCUAUAUGUGACUUGUCUGCUA